AUGGAGUUACUAGCAGCAUAUAUCGUAGCUGUACUGAUAGUUCACCAUGCUGGCUGUUCCCCCUGUAAGCCACAUCUGGACCAGGUUUGCUCCUGUAAGCAGGGACAGCUGAACAGCCAGGAGACAUGUACAGUUUGCGCAUGCUCACACGACGGGAACUUCGGACAGUGCACAACGUCGCAAUGGUUGAACAUCAGCACAACCUGGAUAGUAGAAGAGAGUAGUGGUUCCUCUACUGUGGACUUUGCUGAGAACAUGUUUGACGGCGACUCUGCUACAGUUUGGGAGCCUCUCGACAAGCCAGAGGGUUAUGAACAUUGGGUAAUAGUUGAUCUACAGACCAGCUUUAGGAUUCGCAGAGUGACCAUCGCUAAUAAUGGUGAUGGUGUCCAUGAUGUUGUCAGCUUUGUCAUGGAAAGCUCAACCAGCAGCCCCUAUGUGUGGGAAACUGCCUACAGCUCGGCUGAGGUUCUAUCUGGGAUCCCCAUGCCGCAGUACUCCUCACCUGAUUUUGUUGGUCGCUACCUGAAGCUUAAAGUCAACACUCAGAGUGGAGUCAGACCUUCUCUUAGGGAAGUGUCUCUUUAUGGGAAAGAGAAUACCGGCGACCCUGAGUCAUUACCAUGUCCUGUCCUUAACACCGGCUGCAUCAUAAGCGACACGGCUGGAGAAACAGCGCCUCCUGGUGACCAGGACUGUUUUGUCACCGCCAACAUUUACGAAGGACUACGAAGAUGA
Branchiostoma belcheri (Belcher's lancelet) is the source of this 738-nucleotide messenger RNA. RefSeq lists its product as uncharacterized. The record is from RefSeq and is a predicted model, not a curated record. The transcript is spliced from 6 exons. Bases 1 to 738 code for a protein of 245 amino acids. Lineage: Eukaryota; Metazoa; Chordata; Leptocardii; Amphioxiformes; Branchiostomatidae.